AUGAAGGAAACAAAGCCAGAGGGAACUCGUCGAGGACAAAAGCCCGCCAUGAAGAAAUCAAAGUCAAACGAAACGUCUUCAGGCGACGUCUGGACCGAAGCCGAGAACGCAGAGCUCUUACAAUACUACACCUACUGUCUCGCCCAGCACAACGAAUGUGUCAAGAACCUCGAGGUUCUCCACCAAAAGGAACAAGAAAUGAAACUGCUCCUCCCGCAGAAGGAGGGCAACAAGAAAUUCCAGGCGCAGUACGACGAACUUAGACGCAGAGCCACCAAGGAAGUAGCUUUGAUGGGAGAGUACUUUGAUCUUCUGAGUUUUAUUGAAGGGGAGAUGGAUGCUUGUGGGUUGACAGACUUUUGA
Fusarium coffeatum is the source of this 363-nucleotide messenger RNA. RefSeq lists its product as uncharacterized. The transcript has a single exon. The record is from RefSeq and is a predicted model, not a curated record. NCBI's taxonomy places the organism in Eukaryota, Fungi, Ascomycota, Sordariomycetes, Hypocreales, Nectriaceae. The coding region runs from base 1 to 363 and encodes 120 amino acids.